Messenger RNA from Pseudocercospora fijiensis CIRAD86, 1176 nucleotides. RefSeq lists its product as uncharacterized. The record is from RefSeq and is a predicted model, not a curated record. The coding region runs from base 1 to 1176 and encodes 391 amino acids. Gene Ontology annotation, molecular function: protein-lysine N-methyltransferase activity; protein binding. Gene Ontology annotation, biological process: peptidyl-lysine monomethylation. Lineage: Eukaryota; Fungi; Ascomycota; Dothideomycetes; Mycosphaerellales; Mycosphaerellaceae. The transcript is spliced from 3 exons.
AUGGCACCCAGCAGAGCGUCCACAAAGCGUAGACGGACUUCGUCCGGCGUUGCAGUCGAUGCAGAAAUACGACACUCGCAGGACGAGCACGAGCACUUCACACAAUGGGCGAAAGAUCGCGGCGUACAAAUUGGUUCGGUCAAACCAGCACAUAUCGCAGGACGCGGAGUCGGCCUCGUGACAACAGCAAAUAUCAAACAAGACGAGAAGCUCAUCUUUGCUUCACCUCACGUCCAGCUGACUCUUAGCAUUAUGGCGGAAUGCGAGGAACCUGAGUCUCCUUAUAAUGUAUGGAGAUCAACUUGGCCUGGCCCACAAGACUUUGAGUCAAGCAUGCCUCUCUUCUGGAGCCAUAAGCUCAGGGAUCUUCUUCCUCCAUCUUUACAACAGCCCUUAGAUCGACAGCUCGAUGAUUGGAGGAAGGAUGCUGAGUUCCGCAGAACGAUAGUAGCGAAUUUACGUGACAACUCUGCGCGCAAAGAACAAGACGACGUUUUUAAGUACUACUGGGCUAUAGUGAAUUCCAGAAGCUUUCACUUCAAACCGCCGGGAGCUAAGCCUGGAUUCAUGGUGCUGUGCCCUUUCAUAGAUUACAUGAAUCAUGGUCCCAGCGGCACCGGUGUCAACGUCCGGCAGACAGCCAAAGGAUAUGAGGUCACUGCAAAUAGAGACUACGUCGCUGGCGAAGAAGUGCUCGCGACAUACGGCGCCCAUCCUAAUGACAAGCUCCUUGUCCACUAUGGCUUUAUCAACUCCAGCAAACCAGGUGCACCCUCUGACGACGACAUUCGCUUGGAUCACUACAUACUCGACAAUCUGUCUAAUACGACUCGUGAUCAACUGCAAGAUGUCGGCUAUCUGGGUUCUUACGCCCUUCUUCCGGCUACGAAUGAAAUAUGCUUCAAAACACAAGUUGCAGUUCGUGCAGAGCUCCUGACCGCGAACGAGUGGGAGUACUUCAUUUCCAACGGAGAAGACUUAAGUAAUGACCAGAGCGAGAAAGUGAAGCGAUGGCUGGAACCGUUCUUAGAUGGUUAUCGGAGCGAUGCCGAGAGCAAGAUUGCAGAUUUGAAGGCGAUGAAGCCCGGCAAGUCAGAAGCAGGCCCCGUCCAGCUGCUCUUGGUGCGGUGGCAGCAGAUAUACGAUGCGCUGGACGCUUUCAUUCAUGAAGGGUAG